Acanthosepion pharaonis is the source of this 810-nucleotide messenger RNA. NCBI's taxonomy places the organism in Eukaryota, Metazoa, Mollusca, Cephalopoda, Sepiida, Sepiidae. The record is from the annotation of a GenBank genome assembly.
AUGCAGAACAGCAGGUUACACAGCCACAAUGACAAGACGGAGGCAGAUGGGUUUGUUUAUGUGAAUGAAGAUGACCAGUAUUCCUCCACGUCUUCUAGGUGUUCUUCUCGAGGCAUCAAGAGGAAAUCCUUUUUUGAUGAAGCUACUGACAUAACCCAAUCUACCAAAAAGCCUGUACGGCCAUGUGAAAGAUCUGGAUGUCCAGCAUCUAUACCAAUCUGUUUUGCUAAUUCUACAGAGAAGUGUGUUGGAAGUGGCUAUACAUCCCGGUGGCAUCACAUCUCUGCCGGAGAACAUUUUUGUAAUGAAUGCUUUGAGUACUUUUAUAGAAGUCACAAAUCAGGUUAUGAAACAUUUUGCAAAUGGAAGCGGGAGUGGUCUUCAAAGGGCAAGGCGGAGGCCUCGAUUUGUGUGUUUCUGGCUGACAAUCUGCUGCCAUUUUGGGUGCAGUGCACACGUUCAGAGUGCCAAAAAUGGAGGCAGCUAUCUCGGGAUGUUGACUUCACUCCAGAUUUCAUUCGCAAAUUUAAAUGUGGAAUGACUUCAGAAGGAAAAACGAAAGAAAAACAGUUGGAAGCAUGUGCAGUUCCAGAGGAUCAUACUAUUCUCCCGAUGCUAUUGGACACUGCCCUACAGAUACUACAUACCUUCAUCCUCGGAGUGAUAAAAAUUCAAGCUAUAGCAAAGUUUGGGAGAUGUUACGCCAACCUUUCACACAGCCUGACCAGGCAGACAUUGCAUACAGUUUUAUGGAAUCUUAAUAUAAAGGUCAAGGAAAGUACCAACUCACCAGUGAGGCCUCCAAGAUAA